This is a messenger RNA of Odocoileus virginianus texanus, 869 nucleotides long. NCBI's taxonomy places the organism in Eukaryota, Metazoa, Chordata, Mammalia, Artiodactyla, Cervidae. The record is from RefSeq and is a predicted model, not a curated record.
UCGAGAAGUUGCGGGAUGUGUGGCCUUGGCGGCAGGCCGAAACAACUUCCUGACAAAUGGCAGCAUGACCUUUUCGAUAGCGGUUUUGGGGGUGGUGCCGGCGUGGAGACAGGUGGGAAACUGCUGGUGUCAAAUCUGGAUUUUGGAGUGUCCGACGCUGAUAUUCAGGAGCUCUUUGCUGAAUUUGGAACUCUGAAGAAGGCGGCUGUGCACUACGACCGAUCUGGCCGCAGUUUAGGAACAGCUGACGUGCACUUUGAGCGGAAGGCAGAUGCACUAAAAGCUAUGAAACAGUACAACGGCGUCCCUUUGGAUGGCCGCCCCAUGAACAUUCAGCUCGUCACCUCACAGAUUGACACGCAGCGGAGACCUGCACAGAGUGUAAACAGAGGUGGGAUGACUAGAAACCGUGGUUCAGGAGGUUUUGGUGGCGGCGGUGGCACCCGGAGAGGCACCCGUGGAGGCAGCCGGGGCAGAGGCAGAGGCACCGGCAGGAGUUCAAAGCAGCAGCUUUCCGCAGAAGAAUUAGAUGCCCAGCUGGAUGCUUACAAUGCAAGAAUGGACACCAGUUAAACAGACCGGCAAAUCAGUGCAUGGACCAGGACCCAGAAGUCUCGUCCGUGCUCCCUGGAGGGAGGGGGUGACAGACUGGGGCUGUGUGGCCAAUGAUGGAUUUGUUUCUUUUAUGUUUUAAAAUAGGAUUUAAAAUUCAUGUAAAGGUUUCUUUUUCCUUUUUUUUUUUUUUUUUAAAUUCUGAAACAGACCUGUUUUGUACUGAGUUAUUUUUGGGAUAAAUUUUACUGGUUGUUGUUGUGGAGAAGGUGGCGUUUUCACCUUUGCCAUAAUAAAAUAGAAACGUGUGUAGAGCU